AUGGUGGGACCGUGUCGGCCACAGAUCGUGCUGUUCGGAUCAUCCAUAGUGCAAAUAUCCUAUAGCUUUGGAGGGUGGGGUGCUAUCCUCGCUGACCUCUACGCUCGUAAGGCAGAUAUAGUACUGCGAGGAUAUUCUGGUUGGAACUCAAGACUUGCUCUUCAAGUUUUGGAUCAGGUUUUUCCAAAGGAUGCAGCUGUUCAGCCUUCGCUGGUUAUAGUAUAUUUUGGUGGUAAUGAUGCAAUGAAACCUCACCCAAGUGGCCUCGGAGCUCAUGUUCCUCUUCCUGAAUAUGUUGAAAACAUGAAAAAGAUUGCUGUUCAUCUCAAGAGUCUUUCAGAGAAGACGCGGCUACUCUUUCUUACUUGUCCUCCUGUAAAUGAGGCAGAAAUUCGUGAAUAUUUUGGUAAUGCAUUGGAUGAUCAAGAACGGACGAAUGAGUUAUGUGGUAUAUAUGCUGAAGCUUUAGUUGAGUUGUGUAGAGUAUUGGAUGUCAAAGUCAUCAAUCUUUGGACUGCGAUUCAGCAAAGAGAUGAUUGGGAAACAGCUUGCUUUCUCGACGGAAUCCAUUUGUCGAGUGAAGGGUCAAAAAUUGUAGCGACGGAGAUAUUGAAGGCCCUCAAAGAGGCUGACUGGGAACCGAGUCUCUACUGGAUGUCAAUGCCAGCUGAAUUUUCAGAGGAUUCACCAUAUUAUACUGUUGGUCCUGACGGUAAAAGUACCGUAAAUGUUUCUCGUCUUCUUAGUCGUUUACACAACGAGAUGAUUGGUCAAAUUGGUUUGAAGAACUUGGAAUUCUUACCUGAAAUUGUACCUGUAUUGAUCACUGUCUUGAAGGAUGAUACACCAGCUGUUGCUCGACAAGCCAUUGCAUGUGGUAUUGAUAUAUUUCGCUCCACUCUGGUCAAAAUUGCUGUCCAGGGCCUCUACUCAAGCGAGUUGAAUGCAUCUCUUAGAUCAUCAUGGGCAUGUGUGCUAAAGUUCAGGGAUGAAAUAUACUCAAUGGCGUUUCAGGUGGGAAGUGAUGGGAGAAGGUUGGCUGCACUGAAAUUUGUGGAAGCAGUAGUUGUACUUUACACACCUGAUCCUAAUGGCUCUUUGGAGAUUCCUCCUGAUCAAUUUUCUGAAGGGAAGUUUGAGGAGUUCAAUAUUUCAUGGCUUCGUGGAGGUCAUCCCGUACUCAAUAUUGGAGAUUUGUCAGUUGAAGCAAGCCAGAACCUGGGUCUAUUGCUUGAUCAGCUGAGAUUCCCAACAGUUAAAUCACUUAGUAGCUUGACAAUAAUUGUGCUCAUAAAAAGUCUUUCAGCUGUUGCAAGGAAGAGGCCUGCCUUUUAUGGUCGCAUAUUGCCAGUUUUACUUGGUCUGGAUCCUUCAAGCUCUGCUAGCAAAGGAAUGCAUCUUUCUGGAGUGCAUCAUGCUCUGAAGAAUGCAUUCGAGUCUUGUUUGAGUUGCACACACCCUGGUGCUGCACCGUGGAGGGAUCGUCUAGUUAGUGCACUGGAAGAAAUAAAAGCUGGAAGGUCAUCAGUACACGCUUUGAACCAUGUAUGUGAGGACAAUGGAAGUGCGGACUGGAAAGAUGAUUCACGAAUGGCUCAGGAUGAAAAGCCUUCAAUUGAAGCAUUUGCUGCUGAGCAUGCUGAUGCUGGGAGAAAAAGACCUGGAGUGCAGGAUAUUUCUGUUUUGCCUGGGGAUGAAUUGUCUGGGAAGCGUGCUAGAACAGGACUUGGAGUUUCAGAGGAAUCAGUGCAAGAGACAAGUGGGAUUUGGGAAGGAGCCCCUUCGAGAGGACCAUUAACAUCCACUUCAGAUGCAGAUAAUGGACCGGUGCAGCAGCUUGUUGCAAUGUUUAGUGCAUUGGUGGCUCAGGGUGAAAUAGCUGUUGCAUACUUAGAGAUUCUCAUUUCUAGCAUAUCUGCUGACCUGCUAGCUGAAGUUGUUAUGACUAACAUGCGAAAUCUUUCUCCAAAUCGCCCUAAUUCUGAAGGGGAUGGAGAGCCUGUCCCAAUGAUGGGUUCUCAACCUGGUAUGAUUGGAAGUGAUACACACCUCAAAAAAUUAUCUUCAUUGUUGACAGACAUACUUUCACGAUCUGGGUCGUCUCCGCAGAAAGAUAUCCAAGUUGAAUCUCAUCAUUCAUUGUCCAGUGGAUUUGAGCUAGCUCAAGGAGAAGAAGAUCUGAAGUCAAAAUCUGAACCACUGGUGAAUUUGGCUGAUAGUAAUGUUUCAUAUGAUGGCUUUGAUUCAGCAAGUCGACAAGCAACAGAACCUAUUAUUGGAUCUGUUUCUACUGAGCAUAUUCCAUCUGGAACUGAUACUGGUUAUCCUUCGUUGACAUCUGACACCAUUGACGUCGAAACUGUAGUGAAUGAAAUACCUGGUCUUGCUUCGUCCACUCAAGAUGAUGGAUUGCCAGUAACAGUGGCUGUCUCUUCACUGGACUCCACUGAUUUAGAGGAUACCAGUCCAGAGCAAGUCACUGGUUUAAGUAGGUCACCAUUAGAAUUAGUUCCAUCAAUGUCAACAGAUAGGUCUGAGGAGCUUAGUCCAAAAGCAGCAGUCAUGGAUAUAGCCUCUUCUAUCGGGUUACCUACGCCAUUGGUUCUGCCCAAGAUGUCUGCCCCUGUCAUGUACCUUGCCGAUGAACAGAAGGACCAUUUAGAAGAAUCAGCUUUUCUGCGCAUCAUUGAUGCAUAUAAACAAAUAGCAGUAGCAGGAGAUUCUCAACUCCGUUUCUCCAUUCUUGCACAUUCAGGAAUUAAGUUCCCCUCAGAGUUAGACCUGUGGAAGCCUCUGCAAGCGCACAUAUUGUCCGACUAUGUAAAUCAUGAGGGGCACGAGUUAACAUUGCGUGUCCUCUACAGGCUACAUGGUGAGGCAGAAGAAGACCAUGAUUUUGUUUCUUCAACGACUGCAAAAUCUGUCUAUGAGAUGUUUCUUCUUAAAGUGGCAGAAACACUAAGAGAUUCUUUUCCAGCUUCUGAGAAAUUUUUGAGCAGAUUGCUUGUUGAAGUCCCUUACCUGCCAAAAUCAAUCUUCAAAAUGCUGGAGUGCUUGUGUUCUCCUGGUAGUAGUGAUAAUGAUGAUAAGGAGUUGCAUAGUGGUGAUCGGGUUACCCAGGGCCUUAGUGCUAUAUGGAGCCUAGUUUUGCUGAGACCUCCAAUUCGAGAUCCGUGCCUCAGAAUUGCUUUGAAGAGCGCAACUCAUCACUUGGAAGAAGUGCGUAUGAAGGCAAUACGUCUGGUGGCAAAUAAGCUUUAUCCUCUACCAUCCGUCUCUGAAGAAAUUGAAGAUUUUGCCAAGGAAAUGCUGCUCUCAGUUGCAAACAUAGAUCUUACUACAGAGAGAAGUGAUACUGAUGGGCUCGAUACUGGAUCACAGAAGGAUGAACAGCCUUCAAGUGAUAAUCAAUCGGUUAGUGCCAUUGUCAAAGACAUUUCAAUCGAUACUCAUCGGUUAACCUCUUCAGAAAGCAUAUCAUCUUCGUCUAUAGCUGAAGUGCAAAAGUUCACAGCCCUCUACUUUGCCCUGUGUACAAAGAAGCACUCUCUUUUUCGCCAAAUAUUUGAUGUCUAUAAUAACAUGUCCAAGGUGGCAAAACAGGCCGUUCAUCAUCAAAUUCCUUUGCUUGUCCGAACCAUUGGCUCAUCGCCCUAUCUCCUUGAUAUUAUAUCAGAUCCACCAACUGGAAGUGAAGGGCUCCUGAUGCAGGUAGUGCACACACUCACAGAUGGAACGGUUCCUUCUCCAGAGUUGUUAUCUACUGUUAGGAAGCUAUAUGAUACAAGACUGAAGGAAAUAGACAUUUUGAUUCCAAUAUUAUCGUUCCUGCCUAAACACGAGGUUUUACUUAUUUUCUCGCAUCUGGUGAAUGCCCCACUGGAUAAGUUCCAAGCUUCUCUUUCUCGCGUUCUGCAGGGGUCCACUCAUUCUGGUCCAGUGCUCACUCCAGAGGAAGCAUUAAUUGCCAUCCAUGGGAUUGAUCCAGACAGAGAUGGAAUUCCCUUGAAGAAGGUCACAGAUGCAUGCAAUGCUUGUUUUGAGCAGCGACAAAUAUUUUCUCAGCAGGUUCUUGCUAAGGUUUUGAACCAAUUGGUUGAACAAAUUCCUCUUCCCUUAUUAUUUAUGCGUACGGUACUGCAGGCCAUAGGCGCCUUUCCUUCUUUGGUGGACUUUAUAAUGGAGAUUCUCUCUCGGCUUGUAAGCAAGCAGAUAUGGAAAUAUCCAAAGCUGUGGGUAGGAUUUGUGAAGUGUGCUCAGUUGACGAAGCCACAAUCUUUCAGUGUGCUGCUUCAGCUACCUUCAGCGCAGCUUGAAAAUGCCUUGAAUAAAAUUCCUGCAGUAAAGGCUCCCUUAGUUGCCCAUGCAAGUCAACCGCAUAUAAAAUCUUCACUUCCAAGGUCUACCUUGGUCGUUCUUAGCAUUGCAUCAGAUACUCAAACUUCAAGUCAGAUACAGCCAAACCAGAAUGAGGCUGGGGAUACAGGCAAUUCAAAUAGAGAAACGGCGACAGAAUCUUCUACUGUCAGUUGA
Molecule: messenger RNA, 4533 nt
Organism: Fraxinus pennsylvanica
Lineage: Eukaryota; Viridiplantae; Streptophyta; Magnoliopsida; Lamiales; Oleaceae
Source: the annotation of a GenBank genome assembly